Messenger RNA from Lampris incognitus (smalleye Pacific opah), 3707 nucleotides. RefSeq names its product elongation factor Tu GTP binding domain containing 2 (gene eftud2). The transcript has 28 exons. Lineage: Eukaryota; Metazoa; Chordata; Actinopteri; Lampriformes; Lampridae. The coding region runs from base 97 to 3009 and encodes 970 amino acids. Gene Ontology annotation, cellular component: U2-type catalytic step 2 spliceosome; cytosol; U4/U6 x U5 tri-snRNP complex. Gene Ontology annotation, molecular function: GTPase activity; GTP binding; translation elongation factor activity. Gene Ontology annotation, biological process: mRNA splicing, via spliceosome. The record is from RefSeq and is a predicted model, not a curated record.
UGGCGGUCCUGUAAGGGUUGUCUCUUUUCAACGGACGUCCUGCUUUUCUCUUAAUUUGAAACGAUAAGACUCUAAUUCUCCUCUAAGAAAAUACAGAUGGAGACUGAUCUGUAUGAUGAGUUUGGAAACUAUAUUGGCCCAGAGCUACACUCUGAUGACGACGAUGAGGUUGAUGCAGAUGACAGAGAUGAUGAUGAGGCUGAUGAAGAUGAUGACGAUGAGCCCGCCGAUGCUGAUGAUGACGUUCCAGGAAUGGUGGUGGUUUUGCAUGAGGACAAGAAAUACUAUCCGACAGCAGAGGAAGUGUAUGGGCCAGAAGUGGAAACCAUUGUCCAAGAGGAAGAUACCCAACCUCUUACAGAGCCCAUCAUAAAGCCUGUGAAGAAUAAGCAGUUCACUUUGAUGGAACAAGAACUACCUGCCACUGUUUAUGAUAUGGAGUUCCUUGCUGAUCUGAUGGAUAGUUCAGAGCUGAUCCGUAAUGUCACCCUGUGUGGCCAUCUGCACCAUGGCAAGACUUGCUUUGUGGAUUGCAUGAUCGAGCAGACACACCCAGAAAUCAGGAAGAGGGACGAUGUUGAUCUCCGGUAUACAGAUAUCCUCUUCACGGAACAAGAGAGAGGAGUUGGUAUCAAGAGCACCCCCGUCACACUGGUCCUGCCUGACUCCAGAGGCAAAUCCUACCUCUUCAAUGUCAUUGACACACCAGGCCACGUCAACUUCUCAGAUGAAGUCACAGCUGGGAUCCGAAUCUCAGACGGCAUUGUGCUCUUCAUUGAUGCAGCAGAAGGAGUGAUGCUAAAUACUGAGCGCCUUAUCAAACAUGCAGUCCAGGAGCGCCUGGCCAUCACCAUCUGCAUCAAUAAGGUGGACCGACUCAUUGUGGAACUCAAACUACCACCAACAGAUGCCUACUACAAACUGCGCCACAUAGUGGAUGAAGUCAAUGGUUUGCUGAGCACCUAUGCAACAGAUGAGAAUCUCGUAGUGUCUCCCCUCUUGGGGAAUGUGUGCUUUGCCAGCUCCCAGUACAGCAUCUGUUUCACCCUUGGCUCAUUUGCUAAGAUCUACGCUGACACGUAUGGUGACAUCAACUACAAUGAGUUUGCCAAGAGGCUUUGGGGAGACAUUUACUUCAACCCUAAAACGCGAAAGUUCACAAAAAAAGCUCCCAGCAGUAACUCCCAGCGUAGCUUUGUGGAGUUUGUUCUGGAACCUCUCUACAAGAUUCUUUCACAGGUGGUGGGAGAUGUGGACACAUCUCUCCCCAGGGUUCUGGAUGAGCUGGGGAUCCAUCUAACCAAAGAAGAGCUGAAGCUCAACAUCAGACCCCUUCUAAGGCUGGUCUGCAAUCGUUUCUUCGGAGAGUUCACUGGCUUUGUGGACAUGUGCGUGCAGCACAUCCCAUCACCACAAGAGGGUGCAAAGAACAAGAUAGAGCACAGCUACACAGGAGGCCUGGACUCAGACCUUGGGGAGGCCAUGGCAGAAUGUGAUCCUGAUGGCCCCCUGAUGUGCCAUACCACAAAGAUGUACAGCACCGAGGACGGGGUUCAGUUCCAUGCAUUUGGCAGGGUGCUGAGCGGGACCAUCCAGGCCGGCCAGCCUGUGAAGGUGCUGGGAGAGAACUACACCCUGGAAGAUGAGGAGGACUCCCAGGUCUGUACAGUGGGACGCCUCUGGAUCUCUGUGGCCAGAUACCAAGUUGAAGUGAACAGAGUGCCAGCCGGUAACUGGGUUCUCAUUGAAGGCUGUGACCAGCCUAUUGUCAAGACGGCCACAAUCACAGAGCCAAGGGGAAAUGAAGAGGCCCAGAUCUUCAGGCCCCUAAAGUUCAACACGGCAUCAGUCAUCAAGAUUGCCGUCGAACCUGUCAACCCCUCAGAACUUCCCAAAAUGUUGGAUGGACUGAGGAAGGUCAACAAGAGCUACCCUUCUCUCACCACAAAGGUGGAGGAGUCUGGAGAACAUGUUAUCUUGGGCACAGGGGAGCUCUACCUGGACUGUGUCAUGCAUGACCUGCGCAAGAUGUACUCUGAGAUUGACAUCAAGGUUGCUGACCCAGUUGUCACUUUCUGUGAAACUGUAGUGGAGACAUCAUCGCUCAAGUGCUUUGCUGAAACGCCUAACAAGAAGAAUAAGAUCACGAUGAUUGCAGAGCCCUUGGAGAAGGGCCUGGCCGAGGACAUCGAGAACGAAGUGGUGCAGAUUACAUGGAACAGGAAGAAGCUGGGAGAGUUUUUCCAGACCAAGUAUGACUGGGAUUUACUGGCUGCUAGGUCCAUCUGGGCUUUCGGUCCCGACACCACGGGACCCAACAUCCUAGUUGAUGACACCCUGCCUUCUGAGGUGGAUAAGGCUCUGCUAGGCUCAGUCAAAGACAGCAUUGUCCAAGGGUUCCAGUGGGGCACCAGGGAAGGGCCUCUGUGUGAUGAGCCCAUCCGCAACGUCAAGUUUAAGAUCCUAGAUGCAGUGAUUGCUCAGGAGCCUCUCCACAGAGGAGGAGGCCAGGUCAUCCCAACAGCCAGGAGAGUGGUCUACUCUGCUUUCCUCAUGGCCACUCCCAGGCUGAUGGAGCCCUAUUACUUUGUGGAGGUGCAGGCUCCAGCCGAUUGUGUGUCUGCUGUCUACACAGUUCUGGCUCGAAGAAGAGGCCAUGUUACCCAGGAUGCCCCCAUCCCAGGGUCUCCUCUCUACACCAUCAAGGCUUUCAUCCCUGCUAUUGAUUCAUUUGGCUUUGAGACUGACCUUCGCACACAUACUCAAGGACAGGCCUUCGCUCUGUCUGUGUUCCACCACUGGCAGAUCGUGCCCGGUGACCCCCUUGACAAGAGCAUUGUGAUCCGGCCUCUGGAGCCACAGCCAGCCCCUCACCUGGCGAGAGAGUUCAUGAUCAAGACCCGCAGGCGCAAGGGUCUUAGCGAGGAUGUAAGCAUCAGUAAGUUCUUCGACGAUCCUAUGUUGUUGGAGCUGGCCAAGCAGGACGUGGUGCUGAACUACCCCAUGUGAACGGCCCCAUGCUGAGGUAGCCAGAAGCCAUGCCAGUGCAUCUUCCACCACACAUCAGCACUGCAACGGACACUUCAACUUCCUCUGGUCACAGCGCACCCAUGCCAUCCUGUGUUUUUGUUUCUUUUUCCUGUUUCUUUCUAGAAUUUGUAUCCCCCCCCCUUUUUUUUUUUAUUUGGAGCAUUGUAAGAACCAGAGUAGCAACAUAGCAGCACAGAAGGCACAGAAAGUUUGCCUUCAUCAGCGUUAUAGAUGUGGUUUGGGCAGAACAAGUCUUAUUUUGGUUUUUCAAAGGCUUCACUAUUCCAUCAUCUCAUCUCCCUCUUUGUAAUAGGACUCAUGAAACCAACCAGUGGUAGCAGAAGGGUGACAAAAGGGCGAUCCUGUUCUUUCAUUCCUGUUUGAUGGGUGAUGAAACAGUUGAGGUGCAGACCCGUGGUUCAGUAGAGCUCAUGCAGCCUUCCCCUUCAGUUUCUUAUGGAAAGCUGCUUCUCAUAGGGCGGUCCACAGCAAUCACUUAGUGUGAAAAGGACCAGUAAUGGAUAAACAUGGCAUGUGUCACAAUUCAUUUCUAUCUUGUGUUUUUUAUAUGUACAAAUAGAUAACUUAGAAGGCCUUCCUUUUUCUUUUCUUUUUUUUAAUGAAAUUUGAUUUUAUUGAUCUGAUGUAUGAAUGUUUAAAUUAAAAAAAUGUUGGUG